Messenger RNA from Papilio polytes (common Mormon), 1399 nucleotides. It is a transcript of the gene Sgf29, whose product is annotated as SAGA-associated factor 29 homolog. NCBI's taxonomy places the organism in Eukaryota, Metazoa, Arthropoda, Insecta, Lepidoptera, Papilionidae. Gene Ontology annotation, cellular component: SAGA complex. The record is from RefSeq and is a predicted model, not a curated record. The transcript is spliced from 7 exons. Bases 241 to 1128 code for a protein of 295 amino acids.
CUUCGCUGGACUAGUGUAAUCAAGUGAUUUUAAAAUUUUAGAUUUUGGUACAUACUACAUAACUAACAGCAAUCAAUUUUUAUUUUUUAAAUUAUCAAAUAAACGUUUUCAUUUUAGCUAAUUACUGUUAUGUCACCUCGUGUUUCGUGGUAUCAAAUAGUUGUUUUUGUGUUUGUGUGCUGUUCAUGGUAUCACGUAAUUUACCUGAGCUGGAAAUUGUCUAGAGAAUUAAAUUGAGAGAUGCCUCUCACUGCAGAUGUUGCCGCUCAGCAGGUGCAAGAGCGUUUGAGAUCAUUGCACAGGUACAUUUAUGAUAUUGAAGCAGAGAGAGGAAGAAGUGAGCAAUGCAUUGAUCAGAUCCUCAGAGCGGAAAAGGCAGUAGAAUCUUCACCAUCUAAUGAUGAAUCUUCAGGAUCUUCACAACAACAGAUGCAGUUAAAAAACUUAUACAAGGCUGGUCUGACAGCAGCAGAACAAGAGGAACGUGUUAUCCGCUUAGCUUUGUCUAAGAUAUAUGAAAUAAGGGCAAUUAAAAAUGAAAGGCGAAUUCAGGCGCGACACGCGGGCAAUAAGGAGACGAUAGGAUGCGGCGCGCUGAUGAAGAUGCUGUUAAGUGCAGCCCAGACUUUGCCGCUGCACGUGGGGCGCGUGGGAGAGCGUGCGCCCGCUUUGUGCGGUGCCUUACCGGCGGAUUCAGGGCACGUGGCGCGUCCUGGGGAUGCCGUUGCCGCACUUGUGCGCGUCUCCGAUAAGGAGGAGAACUGGAUUCUCGCUGAGGUGGUGAGCUGGUUGCCAGCGCAGGGUAAGUAUGAGGUGGACGACAUAGACGAGGAGCAGAAGAACCGACAUGUGCUGAGCAAGCGGCGCGUGGUGCCGCUGCCUCUGAUGCGCGCAGACCCGCGCACCGACGAGCAGGCGCUCUUCCCCAAGGGCGCGGUCGUGAUGGCGCUCUACCCGCAAACCACCUGCUUCUACCGUGCUGUCGUCAACAGACUGCCCUCCUCUGCCGCUGACCCUUACGAAGUUCUCUUUGAGGAUUCAUCGUACGCGGAUGGGUACUCUCCGCCGGAGCGCGUGGCGCAGCGCUACGUGAUCGCCAUCAAGGAGGGCAAGGGGCGGAGCACCUGACCCUACCCCUGCGCCCCGCCCCCAGCGCACCUCGCCCUGCCCCCCGCACGCCACGCGAUACUCGGCAUCGAUAUCGACUUGUAGCUUAUAGCUUUCAUUUACAGCAACAAAUAAAGUUCAAAGUGAAAGUUCAUAGAAUUUAAUUAAUAUUUAUUAGCGCAUACAUUUAAUGCACUUGAUUAUGCAACUGUAGCAUACAUUUUACUUAAUAAAUUGAUGUAAACUAUCAAUAGUUUAAUUUUAUAUGAUCUGGAUGUUAUUUUUUUAAAGU